Physella acuta is the source of this 1278-nucleotide messenger RNA. RefSeq names its product GTPase IMAP family member 7. Gene Ontology annotation, molecular function: GTP binding. NCBI's taxonomy places the organism in Eukaryota, Metazoa, Mollusca, Gastropoda, Physidae. The record is from RefSeq and is a predicted model, not a curated record.
AAACCAUAAGCCACUCGUAGUGUUAUGGUAUUUCUCCAAAAGCACCGGGUACAGUUUGUAAGACACUGUUUAGCUAGCCAAGAGACACCCUGAUAAAGACCAUCUAUAUCUAUUCAGGUGUUACACUUUGUACAUCUUUUAGAAAACGCUGCAAUUGACGCUACCUUCUCUACACCCCUGUUUAUACCAGGAAAAUAUUUUUUUCUAGAAAUGUAUCAGUCAUGUGACCACGACGCUCAAAUCUCCUGCAGUUAGGCAGUAAGGUAUCGAAUAAGUUACUUCACUUGUAGCAGCUAAACGAAAAAGUUACUUCACUUGUAGCAGCUAAACGAAUAAGUUACUUCACUUGUAGCAGCUAAACGAAUAAGUUACUUCACUUGUAGCAGCUAAAUUAACUGGUGCGUCACGGAAAUAUUGUAUCGGAUUUUCCCGUUUAUUAUUUUAUGAAUUGUCAGGAUGGCUAAAGCUAGUAAAACGCCCUUUAACAUAGCUAUGCUCGGAAAAACUGGAUAUGGUAAAACGAGUUCCGCGAAUACGAUACUUGGUAGAAAAGCCUUUGAAGAAUCAACAAGCGCCACUGUUGGUACUCGAUUACCGAGUUCCCAUUCGAGCGAUUACAAAGAGUUCAAGGUUACGGUGUUUGAUUUACCGGGCACAUGCGACGCAAGGUAUGAUGAAAAACUGGGUCAAAAGAAAUCGUGUCAGCAGAUUCUGGACGUCGUGGAGGCGGGUGAGGAGGUGGACGUCUUCUUGUUGGUGCUCAGCUACUCCUCCAGGUGGUCCCGAGAGGAUUCCAACACCGUGGAUCUGGUGAAAAAGAUUUUAGGUCGAGACUUUAUCAAACAACACUGCAUACUUGUAAUAACUCACUGGGAUAAUGCAUUAGAUGAAGGCGUUCAAUCGUUUGAAUCGUGGCUUGUAAAUCAAAGCCCCCAGUUAAAAGAACUUGUGGCGGAAUGUCAAGAUCGGUAUGUGGUUUUUGAUAAUAAAACAAGCGAUGAGGCGGAAAGAGAUGAGUAUAGAAGGAAAUUGCUAGAACUUGCGAUCUCAAUGGCGAAGGAUAAGCCGAAAUACAAGGUUGCGGAUUUGAAAAAGAAUUCACGCGAACACGACAAAUUGUUGCAACAAAGUGAUCAUUGGUGUGUGAUAAUCUAAUACAAUAUUUUAUACAUUUUUAAAAAAUCCAAUAUUUUGUCAAUCUUUACUAACGAUCUAAUCCAACAAAUUGUCGCUAACAGUGUCGUAGGCAGGGGGGGAGGGUUAGGGGGGUCAUAACCC